CCCGGAAGUGUCAGUCUGAAAACAGACCCGUCGCCGUUAGCUAGCUGAGUGUUUCAAAAUCUAUUUGCUAAAUCGUCGCAUUUUAAACAGUUUAUACACACGAAAUACUCCUAUUUAUCUUUUAGAAAAUGGGAACCAGAGAUGAUGAAUACGAUUAUCUGUUUAAAGUGGUUCUGAUAGGAGACUCGGGUGUUGGCAAGAGCAACCUGCUCUCUCGUUUCACCCGGAAUGAGUUUAACCUGGAAAGUAAGAGCACCAUUGGAGUGGAGUUUGCCACCCGCAGUAUCCAGGUGGAUGGGAAAACGGUGAAGGCUCAGAUCUGGGACACGGCAGGACAGGAGCGCUACCGGGCUAUCACCUCGGCGUACUACAGAGGCGCGGUGGGGGCCCUGCUGGUCUAUGACAUCGCCAAGCACCUGACCUAUGAAAAUGUGGAGCGGUGGCUGAAAGAGCUGAGAGACCAUGCAGACACCAACAUCGUCAUCAUGCUGGUUGGCAACAAGAGUGACCUGCGUCACCUCCGGGCCGUGCCCACCGACGAGGCUCGGGCCUUCGCAGAGAAAAACGGUUUGUCUUUCCUUGAGACGUCAGCCCUGGAUUCCACCAACGUUGAAACGGCUUUCCAGACCAUUCUGACAGAAAUCUAUCGAAUCGUCUCUCAGAAGCAGAUGUCAGAGCGUCAGGAGAGCGACAUGUCUCCUAGCAACAAUGUGGUCAACAUCCAGGUGCAGCCCACUGAGAACAAACCAAAGAUGCAGUGCUGUCAGAACAUCUAGCCCCGCCCAUGUUACCACUACUUCUUUACCCACUUAUAUACCUGUACCCCCACCUCUACCCCCUUAUAUACCCUGUACCCCCACCUCUAACCCCUUAUAUACCCUGUACCCCCACCUCUACCCCUUCAU
This is a messenger RNA of Oncorhynchus tshawytscha (Chinook salmon), 905 nucleotides long. RefSeq names its product ras-related protein Rab-11A. The record is from RefSeq and is a predicted model, not a curated record. Gene Ontology annotation, cellular component: transport vesicle; axon; postsynaptic recycling endosome. The transcript has 5 exons. Gene Ontology annotation, biological process: neurotransmitter receptor transport, endosome to postsynaptic membrane; melanosome transport; exocytosis. The coding region runs from base 129 to 776 and encodes 215 amino acids. Gene Ontology annotation, molecular function: GTP binding; GTPase activity. Lineage: Eukaryota; Metazoa; Chordata; Actinopteri; Salmoniformes; Salmonidae.